Messenger RNA from Wasmannia auropunctata (little fire ant), 471 nucleotides. Its product is annotated as odorant receptor 4-like. Lineage: Eukaryota; Metazoa; Arthropoda; Insecta; Hymenoptera; Formicidae. The transcript is spliced from 5 exons. Gene Ontology annotation, biological process: sensory perception of smell; detection of chemical stimulus involved in sensory perception of smell. Bases 103 to 471 code for a protein of 122 amino acids. Gene Ontology annotation, cellular component: plasma membrane. The record is from RefSeq and is a predicted model, not a curated record. Gene Ontology annotation, molecular function: olfactory receptor activity; odorant binding.
UACCAUCAGAAGAUCGCGAUAUCUGUGCACGCACAUUGGCGAGCUUUACGAUUCGCGGAGCUUCUUGAAAACACUUUCUGUGUUACCUUCGCCUUACAUAUAAUGUUAAUUACCGUUGGGAUGAGCAUUUCGUUGCUGCAACUCGCGAUGCAGUUAAACGAAGUUUUAGAAGCGAUAAGAUACACGUUAUACAUCGUUAUUCAAGUGAUCCACUUGUUCUACUUCAGUGUACAAGGCCAGAAACUGAUCGAUCACAGCGUGCAUAUGCGCGACAAGAUAUAUAACUCUUCUUGGUACAACAUACCCGCGAAGCCGCAGAGGCUGCUCCUGUACGUGAUGCGACGGAGCAUGCAACCGAAUUUUUUGACCGCCGGCAAGAAUUACGUGUUUUCUAUGAAGAGCUUCACCACGGUGGUACAGACUUCGGUAUCGUAUUUUACCGUACUUACGUCAGUUGCAUCCUUCCAGUAA